Molecule: messenger RNA, 2845 nt
Organism: Asparagus officinalis (garden asparagus)
Lineage: Eukaryota; Viridiplantae; Streptophyta; Magnoliopsida; Asparagales; Asparagaceae
Product: protein transport protein SEC23-like
Biological process (GO): COPII-coated vesicle budding; intracellular protein transport; endoplasmic reticulum to Golgi vesicle-mediated transport
Cellular component (GO): endoplasmic reticulum exit site; COPII vesicle coat
Molecular function (GO): zinc ion binding; GTPase activator activity
Source: RefSeq, a predicted model, not a curated record
AUGGAAACGACUUUCGCUGAAAACAAUUGGUAUGUCACGUUUGACUCUCGGCAGGUGAAGAGUGAUGAUCAGAUCUUUGGGAUAUCACAGCGGGUGGAGAGUGAUGCUACUCCACAAAAACCUCCAUUUUUUCUUCUCUCUCUUCGUCUCUGCUUCUCCCCUUCGAUCCCCAAUCCAUGGCGGAGACUACCACCGCGGCGCGCCCCGUCCCGCCACCGCCGCAUCCCCGACGGGCCCGACGGCGUCCGCAAUGACGUGGAACCCCGAUCUAAGGUUGAGGCUUCGAAAUGCGUGGUUCCUAUCGCCGCCUCGAUCGCCCCGAUCCGAUCCAGUCCCGAUCUCGUCACCCUCCCCUACGCCCCUCUCCGAUGCAAGCCCCCGUGCUCCGCCGUCCUCAACCCUUACUGCAGCGUCGAUUUCAACGCCAAGAUCUGGAUCUGCCCUCUCUGCUUCUCCCGAAACCAGUUCCCCCAUCAUUACGCCGGGAUCUCGGAGUCCAAUGUCCCCGGAGAGCUCUACAAUCAGUGCUCCACCGUCGAGUAUGCCCUCGAUUCGUCGGCCGUGGGCCCCGCUCUGCCGCCGGUGUUUCUUUUUGUCCUCGAUACGUGUCUCAUCGAGGAGGAGCUCGAAUUUGCGAAGGGCGAUGCGGCGGGCGAGUUGGCAAUGCGGUGGGCGAUUGGAUUGCUGCCCGAGAAUGCCCUAGUUGGGUUGAUUACUUAUGGGACGCAGGUGCAUUUGCAUGAGUUGGGCUUUGCCGAUAUUUCCAAGCUGUAUGUGUUUAGGGGGACUAAGGAGAUCUCGAAAGAUGAGAUCUUGGAACAGUUGGGACUGUCGUUGGCGGGGAGAGGGCUUGUGAAAGGCGGUGUGCAGCCAAAUGGGAUGCCGAUGGUGCAGCAGCAGAAUGUGAUGGGGUCUUCGUCGGUGAAUCGGUUUCUGUUGCCGGCUUCAGAUUGCGAGUACACGCUCAGUGCUUUGUUGGAUGAGAUGCAGACGGAUCAAUGGCCUGUGGAGGCUGGGCACCGGGCUCUGCGAUGCACGGGUGUCGCUCUGAGUGUUGCUGCUGGACUGCUGGGUGCUUGCUUGCCGGGCACUGGGGCUAGAAUCAUAGCCUUGGUUGGUGGGCCGUGUACUGAGGGCCCGGGGAUGAUUGUGUCUAAAGAUCUCUCAGAACCCGUCCGCUCACAUAAAGAUCUUGAUAAAGACGCAACUCCGCAUUUUCACAAAGCCGUGAAGUUUUAUGAUAACCUUGCCAAACAGCUGGUUAGCCAGGGUCAUGUUUUGGAUGUUUUUGCAUCUGCACUCGAUCAGGUUGGGGUUGCAGAGAUGAAAGUUGUUGUUGAAAGGACAGGUGGUCUUGUUGUUCUAGCAGAGAGUUUUGGUCAUCCGGUUUUCAAAGAAUCUUUCAAGCGAAUAUUUGAGGAUAGUGAAAAGUCUCUUGGCCUUUCAUUCAACGGUACACUUGAGAUCAACUGUUCUAAGGACAUCAAGAUUCAGGGUAUCAUUGGUCCAUGUACAUCUUUGGAAAAGAAAGGAGCUCUUUGUGCUGAUACAGUGGUUGGGCAAGGAAAUACCAGCCAGUGGAAAAUGUGUGGACUAGAUAGGCGUACUUGUUUGACGGUAUUCUUUGAUAUAUCACCCAGUGAUAAAUCAAAUCAGCCGGGAAUUCCAAAUCAGCAGUUGUACAUACAGUUUGUUACGAAUUACCAAAACUCUGAAGGUCAAAUGAGGCUACGAGUUACAACUGUUAUGAGAAAAUGGGUUGAUGACUCUUCUAACACGGAGGAAUUGGUGGACGGGUUUGACCAAGAGACUGCAGCUGUUGUACUAGCAAGAUAUAUCUCCUUGAAAAUGGAAAUGGAGGAAGAGUUUGAUGCAACGCGGUGGUUGGAUAGGUCACUCAUUCGUCUAUGUUCACGGUUUGGUGAUUAUAGAAAAGACGAUCCUUCUUCUUUUGUAAUUAACCCAAAUUUUUCACUAUUCCCACAGUUCAUGUUUAAUCUGCGGCGGUCGCAAUUUGUACAGGUUUUCAACAACAGUCCCGAUGAAACUGCUUAUUUCCGUAUGUUGUUGAACCGGGAAAGCAUUACCAAUUCUGCUGGCAUGAUUCAGCCUUCACUGCUUGCCUAUUCUUUUAAUGGACCGCCAACUCCUGCGCUAUUGGAUGUAGCAUCUAUUGCUGCAGAUCGGAUACUCUUGCUUGAUGCAUAUUUUAGUGUUGUUGUUUUUCAUGGUAUGACAAUUGCUCAGUGGCGUAAUUUGGGUUACCAUAAUCAGCCUGAACAUCAGGCUUUUGCUCAGCUAUUGCAAGCACCGCUAGAUGAAGCACAAAUGAUCAUCAAGGAUCGUUUUCCAGUUCCCAGAUUAGUUGUCUGUGAUCAACAUGGCUCUCAGGCGAGAUUUCUAUUGGUGAAGUUGAACCCAUCGGCUAACUACAACUCAGCGCAUGAGAUGUCUCCAGGUGCAGAUGUAAUCUUCACAGAUGAUGUGAGCCUUCAAGUAUUCUGCGAGCAUCUCCGUAGGCUGGCCGUGCAAUCGUGAGGAACGCAUCAAAACUGUUAAAAAUCUUCUUUUCUCCUUCUAAGUUUGUUUCUCCUUUUCUUUUACCUCAGCUUAGGUCGGAAUGUUGAUAUUUUUAGGAGUUCUUAGAGUCUGUGUUGCCUCUCCUCGCUCUCCCCUUCACAUAUUUCUUGUACCAAACCAGUCAGUUCUAUGACAAAUAAGAUUAUACGAUGUUAAGUUCUUUUUUGGAUAUCCUCAAAUAGGCAUUAGAUCCAUGUAUUUGAAUUUUUAGUUUAAAUACCUCCUAGACUGGGAAUUUAGAACGAAGUAAUGUCCUUUUUCAUUU